Messenger RNA from Maudiozyma barnettii, 1263 nucleotides. RefSeq names its product TLC domain-containing protein. The record is from RefSeq and is a predicted model, not a curated record. Gene Ontology annotation, biological process: ceramide biosynthetic process. NCBI's taxonomy places the organism in Eukaryota, Fungi, Ascomycota, Saccharomycetes, Saccharomycetales, Saccharomycetaceae. The transcript has a single exon. Bases 1 to 1263 code for a protein of 420 amino acids. Gene Ontology annotation, cellular component: membrane. Gene Ontology annotation, molecular function: sphingosine N-acyltransferase activity.
AUGUCGGCUAAUAGUUCGCAUUUUAACUCAUCGAGUUUAAAUGCGACUAAUCAAAAGAUACGAGUCAGAUCAAGACGUUCUUCAUCUGUUGGUAGAAUAGAUUUAGGUGAUACAGUCUCUGGUUUAGGGACAAUGUAUGAAUCAAGAUAUUCCAAAAAUGCUGCUCAACAAAGAAUGAAAAGGUUAACAGAUGAAGGUAGAAAUGAUAUUGAUUUGAUUAAAAAAAUGUGGUACUCAUUUAGAGAAGUUAAUUAUCGUCAUGCUUGGGUUACACCUUUAAUUAUUAUGAUCUUAUCAUACAGUGCAUACUUCACUUCAGGAAAUUUAACAGAAUCAAAUCCUUUACAUAUGUUUGUGGCAAUAUCUUAUAGAGUCGACAAUACUGAUAUGUAUAGUAAAGGUAUUAAAGAUUUAGCUUUUGUCUUCUAUUAUAUGAUUUUUUUCACUUUUUUACGUGAAUUCUUAUUAGACGUUGUAUUACGUCCUUUACCUAAUUGGUGGAAUGUAGAUUCAAGACAUAGAAGUAAAAGAAUUAUUGAACAAGCAUUUUAUGUGGUUUAUUAUAGUUUUUCAAGUCCUUUUGGUCUUUAUUGCAUGUAUCAUUCUGAUCUUUGGUUAUUUAGAACUGAUACAAUGUAUAAGACUUAUCCUGAUACAAAUAAUCCAUUUUUAUUUAAAGUUUUCUAUUUAGGUCAGGCUGCAUUUUGGGCUCAACAAGCUUGUGUCCUUGCUUUACAACUAGAAAAACCAAGAAAGGAUCAUGAUGAAAUGGUAUAUCAUCAUAUCGUAACUUUAUUAUUAGUUUGGUCCUCUUACGUAUUCCAUUUCACAAAGAUCGGUUUGGCAGUUUACAUUACAAUGGAUAUCUCUGAUUUAUUUUUAUCUAUUUCAAAGAUCUUAAAUUAUUUGAAUUCUCCAUUCACUGAGCCUGUCUUUGUAUUCUUCAUUUGCGUUUGGGUCUAUUUACGUCAUGUGGUAAACAUUAGAAUUCUUUGGUCUGUAUUGACUCAAUUUAGAACAGUAGGGAAUUAUACAUUGAAUUUUGCUACUCAACAAUAUAAAUGUUGGAUUUCGUUACCUAUUGUCUUCAUUCUAAUAUUUGCUUUGCAGGCUGUCAAUUUAUAUUGGUUAUUCUUAAUCGUUAGAAUCCUGUAUAGAAUCUUAUGGAAAGGUAUUACUGAAGAUACAAGAAGUGAUAAUGAAGGAUCAGAUGAAUCUGAUAGUCAAGAAGAUUCUCAAGAAGAAACAAAAAAAGAACAAUAG